Messenger RNA from Myotis brandtii (Brandt's bat), 5183 nucleotides. RefSeq names its product neurogenic locus notch homolog protein 2. Gene Ontology annotation, molecular function: calcium ion binding; protein binding; signaling receptor activity. Gene Ontology annotation, cellular component: signaling receptor complex; plasma membrane. The record is from RefSeq and is a predicted model, not a curated record. Gene Ontology annotation, biological process: regulation of developmental process; establishment or maintenance of epithelial cell apical/basal polarity; Notch signaling pathway. NCBI's taxonomy places the organism in Eukaryota, Metazoa, Chordata, Mammalia, Chiroptera, Vespertilionidae.
AUGCCUGAGGGAGCAGUCCUGGUGCCCCAGGAGGCGGCCCUGGCACGACAAUGGGCUGCUCUGAUUCCACGGCGGCGGGCGCUUUGUUGGCGGGCGGGGCGGCUGGCCUUGCAGCUGUCGCAUUUUCCCACGAUCGGGGGAGCCAAGUGUGGCCACCCCCACAGCGCUGCCCCCUCGCUGAACGCGUUUGAACAGCAAGACAAUCCUGGCCUGCGAUGUUCCCAGCCCAGCGAGACCUGCUUGAAUGGCGGGAAGUGUGAAGUGUUCCCCAACGGCACGGAGGCCUGUAUCCACUCGGAAGAGGAGCGGAAGCCGGUCCUCAGGGGCCUGCCUCUGGGCGGGGCCGUGUUGGAGGUGAAGGACCAGACCGGGGUCGGCCCCCGCCAGGUCCAGGUGUGCAAGGGCCCAGGCAGGCACUCCCACCUCCCGCCACCCCCCCACCCCCGGCUCCUGGCCCCUGGCCCCUGGCAAGCAUUCCUGCUUUCCCCCCGGGUGCGGGUUCUGGACGGUUCUCUGGGUGGCUCACCCUCGCAGCAGCUAGAGCGGGGUCAGGGCUUCGCUCCUGCCCGCCUGUACCCGCCCGAGAGCGGCAGGCGCCAGAGCGGCCUGGGGACCCUGGACGUGGUCCCUCUGGGGCCGGGACCAGGUUACCGUGACUUCCCAGGGAACGAGGUGAAGCGUUGCCUUCGCCCCGAGGCGAAGCGGCUGCUUGGCAUGGGUGCUGCCCAUCGGGUGGGCAGCGGGCGCCGCAGGGCAAGGGCUGACCAGGCCCCGGCCACUCUCACCACAGGCUUCACCGGCCAGAACUGCGAGGAAAACAUCGAUGACUGUCCGGGAAACAGCUGCCAGAACGGGGGCACCUGCGUGGACGGCGUGAACACCUACAAUUGCCGCUGCCCGCCCGAGUGGACAGGUCAGUACUGCACCAAGGACAUGGACGAGUGCCAGCUCAUGCCCAACGCCUGCCAGAACGGCGGCACCUGCCACAACACCCAGGGAGGCUACAACUGCGUGUGCGUCAACGGCUGGACGGGCGAGGACUGCAGCGAGAACAUCGACGACUGCGCCAGCGCGGCCUGCUUCCACGGUGCCACCUGCCACGACCGCGUGGCCUCCUUCUACUGCGAGUGUCCCCACGGCCGCACAGGUGAGGGCGGGUGCGGUGACACCGGCCUCCGCGGGCCAGCCUGGCGCACAUCACCUCACCCAGACGCACGGCUGGCUUUGCAGGGUGCCAACCCCUGUGAGCACAAGGGCAAGUGCAUCAACACGCUGGGCUCCUUCGAGUGCCGGUGCCUGCAGGGCUACACCGGCCCGCGCUGCGAGAUCGACGUCAACGAGUGCGUCUCGAACCCGUGUCAGAAUGACGCCACCUGCCUGGACCAGAUCGGGGAGUUCCAGUGCAUCUGCAUGCCCGGCUACACGGGGCCCCACUGCGAGGUGGACAUCGACGAGUGUGACCCCGACCCCUGCCACUACGGGUCCUGCAAGGAUGGCGUGGCCGCCUUCACCUGCCUGUGCCGGCCCGGCUACACGGGCCACCACUGCGAGACCAACAUCAACGAGUGCCACAGCCAGCCCUGCCGCCACGGGGGCACCUCCUCAGGACCCAACUGUGAGAUCAACCUGGACGACUGUGCCAGCAACCCCUGCGACUCGGGCACCUGCCUGGACAAGAUCGACGGCUAUGAGUGCGCCUGCGAGCCGGGCUACACGGGGAGCAUGUGCAACAUCAACAUCGACGAGUGCGCGGGCGGCCCCUGCCAGAACGGGGCCACCUGCACCGACUACCCCGGUGGCUACUCCUGCGAGUGCGUGGCCGGCUACCACGGGGUGAACUGCUCCGAGGAGAUCAACGAGUGCCUGUCCCACCCGUGCCAGAACGGCGGCACCUGCAUCGACCUCACCAACACCUACAAGUGCUCCUGUCCCCGGGGCACACAGGGUAAGGGUCGCCACACUGGGGCUGAGGUCCAGGGGAAGUGGGCCGUCGGGCCCCCUGUGCCCGGCCAGAGGCGUCCCGGACCUGGCCAGAGCCUCGUCCUGGCCGGCAGGCAGGCCCUCCAUGUGGGAACAAGGGGCCCCCAUUCCUGCUGGCAGAGGCGCUUCCCUGGGUGCCCCAGCCUCUGUUCUCGUCCCGGCCGAGGGGGUCACAGGAACCGUCCCUCUAGGAGAGCUGUGCAAAGAGUUAAAAACCAAAAGGCCACACCAUGGGCCCUGGGGGUGGGCCAGGGUGCUGUCGCCCGCAGAGGGGGUGCAGCUGCUCGCUCUGGCCCAGCCCUCGCCCGCGCGUCCUUCUGUGGCUGCCCCGGGUCUGCCCUUUUAUCACUGGGUUCAGGGCCACACAGCCAGGGCUGGUGGGUGCUGGUGCCCCACCUCAAAGGACGGAGGGUCAGAGGGGACGGCCGCCUCCGGGCCAUGCGGCCAGGAGUGUGUGGGGGCGGGGAACGCCCACCUUGGCCGCCCCUGAGCCGCCGAGGUCCCCUCUGCAGGUACAAAUGUGACUGCGAGCCCGGCUGGAGCGGGGCCAACUGUGACGUCAACAACAACGAGUGCGAGUCGAAUCCCUGUGUCAACGGCGGGACCUGCAAGGACAUGACCAGCGGCUACGUGUGCACCUGCCGCGAAGGCUUCAGCGGCCCCAACUGCCAGACCAACAUCAACGAGUGUGCGUCCAACCCGUGUCUGAACCAGGGCACCUGCAUCGAUGACGUGGCAGGGUACAAGUGCAACUGCCUGCUGCCCUACACAGUCCCCCCAGGGCAGACCUGCGAGGUGGACAUCAACGAGUGCGUGAAGAGCCCGUGCCGCCACGGCGCCUCCUGCCAGAACACCUCCUGCUUCAAUGGCGGCACCUGCGUGGAUGGCAUCGACUCCUUCACCUGCCUGUGCCCGCCUGGCUUCACGGGCAGCUACUGUGAGCACGACAUCAACGAGUGUGACUCGCGGCCCUGCCUGCACGGCGGCACCUGCCAGGACAGCUACGGCACCUACAAGUGCACCUGCCCGCUAGCACGGGGGUAUGAACGCUGCCCUCGCCCCCAGAACCUGGUGCGCUGGUGCGACUCCUCGCCCUGCAAGAACGGCGGCAAGUGCUGGCAGACCAACGUCCUGUACCGCUGCGAGUGCCACAGCGGCUGGACCGGCCUCUACUGCGCACACUCCUGCCACCGUGCGCCUCAAGGCAUCGACGUGACCCACCUGUGCCGGAACGGCGGGCUCUGCAUGGACGCGGACAACACGCACCACUGCCGCUGCCAGCCGGGCUACACAGGCAGCUACUGCGAGGACCAGGUGGACGAGUGCUCGCCCAGCCCCUGCCAGAACGGGGCCACCUGCACCGACUACCCCGGUGGCUACUCCUGCGAGCUUUCGGGGGGAGAGGCCACAGUGAGAAUUCCCGUGGGGUCUGUGACCCCGCAAAGGUCGGGACAAAGGAGCCCCCUCCCCCUGACGGGUGGGGCGUCAGACCGCGGGUCCCUCUGGCGGCGGGGCACGGCCGAGGGUGACCCUCCCUGUCUGUGCCCGUGUUCCCAGGAGGAGACGCCCCUGUUCCUGGCCGCCCGCGAGGGCAGCUACGAGACGGCCAAGGUGCUGCUGGACCACUUCGCCAACCGGGACAUCACGGACCACAUGGACCGGCUGCCGCGGGACAUCGCGCAGGAGCGCAUGCACCACGACAUCGUGCGCCUGCUGGACGAGUACAACGUGGCGCCGAGCCCUCCCGGCUCCGUGCUGACCUCCGCCCUCUCCCCCGUCAUCUGCGGGCCCAACCGGUCCUUCCUCAGCCUCAAACACACUCCGAUGGGCAAGAAGCCCAGACGGCCCAACGCCAAGAGUGCCGUGCCCACCAGCCUCCCUAACCUGGCCAAGGAGGCCAAGGAGGCCAAGGGUGGCAGGAGGAAGAAGUCGCUGAGUGACAAGGCCCAGCUGUCGGAGAGCUCCGUGACUCUGUCCCCCGUCGAUUCCCUCGAGUCCCCUCACACCUACGUUUCCGACACCACCUCCUCCCCAAUGAUCACAUCCCCUGGCCUCCUACAGGCCUCGCCCAACCCCAUGCUGGCCGCGGCCGCGGCCCCCGCCCCUGUCCACGCACAGCAUGCACUGUCCUUCUCUAACCUCCGUGAGAUCCAGCCUUUGGCGCACGGGCCCGGCACUGUGCUUCCCUCGGUGAGCCAGCUGCUGUCCCACCACCACAUGGUGCCUCCAGGCAGUGGCAGUGCGGGGAGCGUGGGUAGGCUGCAUCCGGUCCCUGUCCCGGCAGACUGGAUGAACCGCAUGGAGAUGAAUGAGAGCCAGUACAAUGAGAUGUUUGGUAUGGUACUGGCACCAGCUGAGGGCACCCCUCCUGGCAUAGCUCCUCAGAGCAGGCCGCCGGAAGGGAAGCAUAUGACCGCCUCCCGGGAGCCCUUGCCCCCCAUCGUGACUUUCCAGCUAAUCCCCAAAGGCGGGAUUGCCCAACCCGCCGGGGCGCCCCAGCCUCAGUCCAGCUGCCCUCCGGCUGCUGCAGGCCCCAUGCCCACCAUGUACCAGAUUCCAGAAAUGGCUCGUUUGCCCAGCAUGGCGUUCCCCAUGGCCACCGCCCAGUUCCUGACGCCGCCCUCCCAGCACAGCUGCUCCUCCUCGCCCGUGGACAACACCCCCAGCCACCAGCUGCAGGUGCCCGAGCACCCCUUCCUCACCCCGUCCCCCGAGUCCCCCGACCAGUGGUCCAGCUCGUCCCCCCACUCCAACAUCUCCGAUUGGUCCGAGGGCAUCUCCAGCCCGCCCACCAGCACGCAGUCCCAGAUCGCCCACAUCCCGGAGGCGUUCAAGUAAAGAGCUGGCCACGGAGCCACGCUUCUGGCCACGGGGCCACGUGUCCCUGCCACGGGACUACCUUCCUUCCCCAGGCCCUGCUGGGGCAUUCGCCCGGCACUCCGCGGACACCGGGCCGACCAAAGGAGCUUAUUUUUUUUUAAAGAAACAUGUUUUUAUACAAAAUAAGAGGACAGAGAUGUGAACUUUUUUAGUAUUUAUUUAUGUACUUUUCUCUCACAUGGAAACACUGCCUUUUUAUUUAUAUGCAUCGUGUUCUCUCUCCCAGGAAACUUAGUAGUUCUCAGCCAUGACUUCCCUCCGUAGGGAAAAGAUUGUUACGUGUCAGUAAAACACAUGAACAAAGAUUCAUGAUUUAUACAUGC